Chelonus insularis is the source of this 1983-nucleotide messenger RNA. RefSeq names its product transmembrane protein 135-like. The coding region runs from base 476 to 1879 and encodes 467 amino acids. NCBI's taxonomy places the organism in Eukaryota, Metazoa, Arthropoda, Insecta, Hymenoptera, Braconidae. The transcript is spliced from 8 exons. The record is from RefSeq and is a predicted model, not a curated record.
ACUUCUGUGAACGUUCGUUCAUUAUUCCGGUCGACAAGAGUACAUUUUGAGUACAUAUGCACUCGCGUGACCUUAAAACAGAACGUCAAACAAUAGUUUUUUGGCAAAAUUAAUCAAUAAAAAUAGUAGAAAAAAUUGAAUUAACCUUUAAAUUAGUUUCCAAUUAUUAUCAAUCCAUCAAAAAUUCAUUCUGAUGAAUCAUUCAUUACAUGAGCAUUGCAAAUAUGAAAAUAAAUUACAUGAUCAGUUUAAAGUUCAGUCAGCUAAGUGAUAUGUAUAGGUGCGAGAGCAUGUAUUUGCUUACUUGGUCAUAGUAUUCGAAAAACUGUUGUGAGUUGCAGUUAGUGCGCGAGUACUUGGAUAAUUUGUUUCCUUGUACUCGUGUACCUCAUCUAUUUUGAUUUUUUACCACUACUUUAUUUAUUAAUUAAAUAAUCAAUAUAAACAUUGAAGUCGCAACAACAUUGAAAAAAGGAUGCCGGCCAAAUUAAGUAAAUUUAUCGUAGAAACUGCCAACUGUAAGGAUUAUGUCCAUCCUUGGGUUAAUUCUUGUGUAAUGGCACAAGUUGGACUUGGAUUACAUGCUUUACAAGAAUCUCUUAGAGUGUAUUCGACUGUUUACAUUCUAACUUUAUUAAUGAGAGGAAAAACACCAUCUAAAAAUGAUAUUUUACGAACAAUACUAGGAAUUUUACAAUCAACAGCUUUCUUAUCAUGGAGUGCGCUUACAUAUCCUGCAUUUAUUUGUCUAUUGAGGAGAAUCUUAGGACAUUUCAAUAUUUUAACAGUAUCAUUUUUACCAGCUUUUUUGUCCAGUUUAUCAGCUAUUUUAAUUGAAAGACCUUCUAGGAGACCAUUGUUAUGUCUAUAUGUUGCUAAUAUUGCGACAGAAACGUUGUUUAGAAUGGGGGUGUGGCGCGGCUACUUCAAAGAAAUUCCUUAUGCUAAUGUUGGAAUAUUUGCUGCAAGCAUGGCCACGUUACUUUAUUUUUUUCGUAGUAAAUCUUCCAAACAAGACUCCAUAUUUAAGAUUAUAAAACUCAUGGUGGGUCCAUAUGAAAAUCCUGAUUAUGUUGAAACGCGACGUCUAUCUCCUGAACCUUCCACGAGUAAACAUGAAGACAAUCCAUUUAGUGAUAAAAUUUCAUCGCGUAUUAAAUUGAACACAUCAUUAAAUCUUUUGCAAAAAUCUUUAAAAACAUAUAGAAAUCUUAUCAAUUGGAUUAAAUGUUCAGGAAAACAUCGUACGUGUCCUCAUCCAUACAGUUGUUCAUCUUUUAUCUUAGGAGGUAGUAUAAAAUUAUUUAGUAUUGGAUUAUGCAUACAAUUAGGACUCAAAUUAGCAUUUCAAGUAAAACAAUUACUAUCUAAACCGGGAGUCUUAAAGGCUGAACUAUGUAAAAAAGAUAAUUUCAAUUUAGCUCUCUUCCUUGGUGGAUUUAGCGGGAUAUAUCGGUUACUUUCGUGUUUAUUAAGGAGAACAUUUAAUAAAAAUUCAAAAAUGCAUGCUAUUCCAGCUGGUUUAUUAGCGAGCGUUGCAUUUUUAAUGUUUCCUAAUAAUACUAUUGCUUUGUAUGUCAUGUGGAAGGCAUUGCAGUUGUCGUGGAAUAAAGGAGUUGAGAAUAGAAUAGUACCAGAAGUUAAAUGGUUCGUUAUAUUUUUGUAUUGUUUUUCUACAGCUGUACUUUUUCAUGCAGCUAUUAUUGAACCACAAAAUUUACGAGCAUCAUAUUGGAAGUUUCUAUUGUCAUUAUCAGGCGGAAGAGUGGCUGCAAUGGCGCGUGUUCCACUGGACCCAUUUGGUCUAGAAUCAUCAAAAUACGUAGAAGAAGUUAUGACGAAAACGAAAACCCCAAGAAACUUCAAUUUUUCAUUUUAAGUAUUUUUAAGUAAGUUACCAAUCGUUUAAUGAAUUAAAAGUCUCUCAGGUUGAUGGGACAUGAAAAUAUUAUAAUCAUUAUGAGAGAAAAAAAGUCUAAUUAU